AAGCCACCACAAAUAGGCGUUGUAUAGAUGCCUAACAAGAUGCUGAACUACCGAUUUAACCCCCACAGCUCAAAAGCGAAUAUUUAUGCGACGAGUUACACAUUUACAAAGCUGUGUGCAACGUGUAAUGCAAGAAGGUGAAAAGUACAUAGGUCGGCUAAGUAUUCUACUACGAACUCAGUCUCCGUCAACAAUCAACUUCAAUGUCCACACAAAGACAAUACAAUAUAUUUGCAGGCAGACUCCACCCAAUGCACCGCACCGUACUGCACCGUACUUUACCGCACCGCACCGCAUCGCAUCGCACCAAAACGCUCCUACCUAGAAGUUCCAUAACCAACGGCAAGGCUAGCUGACUUCAUUU
This is a messenger RNA of Lindgomyces ingoldianus, 364 nucleotides long. RefSeq lists its product as uncharacterized. Bases 86 to 325 code for a protein of 79 amino acids. Lineage: Eukaryota; Fungi; Ascomycota; Dothideomycetes; Pleosporales; Lindgomycetaceae. The record is from RefSeq and is a predicted model, not a curated record. The transcript has a single exon.